This is a messenger RNA of Hyla sarda, 1332 nucleotides long. RefSeq names its product sulfotransferase 1C2-like. Gene Ontology annotation, biological process: sulfation. Gene Ontology annotation, cellular component: cytoplasm. Lineage: Eukaryota; Metazoa; Chordata; Amphibia; Anura; Hylidae. Gene Ontology annotation, molecular function: sulfotransferase activity. The record is from RefSeq and is a predicted model, not a curated record. Bases 134 to 1045 code for a protein of 303 amino acids. The transcript is spliced from 8 exons.
UAGUAGGGAAGGGAAAAGGUAGGAGGCAUUUGGGGAUACGAAACGUUAAAUACGUCGUAUAAAUAAAAGAAUCAAAAGGACAAAAGUGAAAGAAGGAAAAAGAGCGGCAGAGACUCCAGAGGGGACCGGCAGAAUGGAUCCAGAAUCAGAGAAGAAAUUAUCGGAGGAGAUGGAGAACAUGACCUUCAAAAUGGGGGAGAUCCAGGGCGUCCCCCUCCCCGAGACCACCUGCGAAAUCUGGGACCAGAUCUACAACUUUCAGGCGCGGGAAGACGAUAUCUUGGUCUCAACGUUUCCUAAAGCCGGAACCUCAUGGGUGCAGGAGAUCGUGGACCUGAUCAUGCUAAACGGGGACGUGGAGAGGAGCAUGCGGGCGCCGUGCUUCAUCAAGGUGCCCUUCAUAGACCUAAAUGUAAAGCCCGUACCAUCAGGUGUGGACUCCGCUAACGCCAUGGAGUCACCACGGCUCCUAAAAACUCAUCUUCCCAUACAGCUGAUGCCGCCAUCUUUUUGGGAGAAGAACGUCAAGGUCGUUUACGUUGCUCGGAACGCCAAAGACUGCAUGGUCUCCUACUUCCACUUCCAGAGGAUGAAUAGUGUUCUACCUGAUCCCGGGACCUGGAAUGAAUACUUCUCUACGUUCUUGGCUGGAAACACUCCUUGGGGGAGCUGGUUUGACCAUGUCAUCGGAUGGUGGAACGCAAAAGACAAACACCAGAUUCUCUAUGUCUUCUACGAGGACAUGAUGGAGGACCCAAAAAGAGAAAUAAGAAAAAUAUCAAAAUUUCUGGGCAAAGACCUGACAGAGGAAGUUCUGGACACCAUUCAGCACCACACAUCAUUCAAUGCCAUGAAGGAGAACCCAAUGACCAACUUCAGUACUGUGCCUUCACUUCUAUUUGACCAGUCCAUCUCGCCCUACAUGAGGAAAGGUAAAGUUGGUGACUGGAAGAAUCAUUUCUUGGUGGCCCAAAAUAUUGUAUUUGAUGAAGAAUACAAGAAGAAGAUGGCGGGGAGCAGGCUGAACUUCCGCACUGAGCUAUGAGGGAUAUCUUAUAUAUGAAGAUGGUGGAAUAGUGACCUCCGAAAUCUACGACCACCAACACUGAUCAAUCUAGAGGAUCAGUGGGAUGGUUGGCCCUACAGCUGCUCUUCCCUGCCUGAUGGUUUAGUUACUCGUAGUUUGUUAUUUGAACAAGUUGAGCUGAAGUAUAAAUCAUGGGGGAGGGAACAGAGCCUCAGCUUAAAGGGGUAUUCCGGGCAAAAACAAUUUAUCCCCUAUCCAAAGCAGCAUAGGGCAUAAGAUGUCUGAUCGCAGGGUGCCUGCUGCUG